GAGACAGUAAGAUGGGUGUGCAUGUGUGUCGACAUGCCGACGUUCAAUUGCGACUGGCGGAGGUAUGGGGUCUGGAUACCUGUAAUAUCGUCAUCUUCAAGGUGAUCCUAGGAAAGUGCAAGGUUCUGAGCACACAAGGGAACACUUCAGAAAAUGUGGAGCCCACGCCGAAUUUUGACUGUCACAUCAGUAAAACUAAGCCUUCCCUCAGUGAUUCAGUGUCUAUCCAGGCUGCAAGGUCACAGAUAUACUUGUACGAGUACAAUGAGGACUGUGAAACUGUGGAGAGGCCUCGACACUGUAUCCCCCAUGCCAUCGUGUCGUACAAUAGGAAGUCCUCCAGGACCGUGGACACCAAAGCCAAGGGUUACACGUCGGAGAAAUCCUCCGGGUACAGCAGAACUGUCAACAGGUCUGCUGAUAACUCCAGAUCCAGUAGACCCACUGCACGUCAGCUUCUACAGUCUGAUGUACACGUGUCCCCAGCUGCUGCGACAUUGGCAAGACAGCCAUCAUGGCCAGCAAGAAUCGUGACAGAGGGAGAGG
This is a messenger RNA of Mizuhopecten yessoensis (Yesso scallop), 546 nucleotides long. RefSeq names its product protein TASOR-like. The annotation marks the transcript as partial. The transcript is spliced from 3 exons. Gene Ontology annotation, cellular component: nucleus. Gene Ontology annotation, biological process: homologous chromosome pairing at meiosis; regulation of double-strand break repair via homologous recombination; male meiotic nuclear division. NCBI's taxonomy places the organism in Eukaryota, Metazoa, Mollusca, Bivalvia, Pectinida, Pectinidae. The record is from RefSeq and is a predicted model, not a curated record.